ACAAUGAGAAUUACAAUACUUUCAUUGUUUUCCUUUCUUCUCUUCUGCUACUGCAUAUAUAUCACUUUCCAAAUCUCUUUAGCCUCUGCCAAAUGUCUUGAUGAUCAAGAAUCAUUGCUACUCCAAUUAAAGAAUAGUCUCAUGUUCAAGGUAGAAAGUUCAAGCAAACUGAGGAUGUGGAAUCAAAGCAUUGCAUGCUGCAACUGGAGUGGUGUAACUUGUGACAGUGAAGGACAUGUUAUUGGCCUUGACUUGAGUGCAGAAUAUAUCUAUGGUGGAUUUGAAAAUACAAGCAGUCUAUUUGGUCUCCAACAUCUCCAAAAAGUGAACUUGGCUUUUAACAAUUUCAAUUCUUCCAUUCCAUCAGCAUUCAACAAGCUGGAGAAGUUGACAUAUCUGAAUCUUACAGAUGCUAGAUUUCACGGGAAGAUUCCAAUAGAAAUUUCCCAGCUUAUAAGGUUGGUUACUCUUGAUAUCUCUUCUCCUGGCUAUUUUUUAUUGCAAAGGCUGACAAUUAGCCACCAAAAUCUACAAAAGCUUGUGCAAAAUCUGACAAAACUAAGGCAAUUGUAUCUAGAUAGUGUAAGUAUAUCAGCUAAGGGACAUGAAUGGAUCAAUGCUUUGUUGCCGUUGCGAAACCUACAAGAAUUGAGCAUGUCUUCCUGUGGUCUAUUAGGUCCCCUUGAUUCUUCCCUAACAAAACUAGAGAACCUAUCAGUCAUUAUUCUUGAUGAGAACUAUUUUUCAUCCCCAGUUCCUGAAACAUUUGCAAAUUUUAAAAACUUGACUACCCUCAGUCUUGCAUUUUGUGCAUUAUCCGGUACAUUUCCACAGAAGAUCUUUCAGAUUGGAACAUUGUCUGUGAUUGACUUAUUUUCCAACGAAAAUCUCCGUGGUUCAUUUCCAAACUACUCACUAAGUGAAUCUCUUCAUAGAAUUAGAGUGAGUGACACAAACUUCUCUGGACCAUUACCUAGCUCUAUUGGCAACUUGAGGCAGUUAUCUGAAUUGGAUCUUUCUUUUUGUCAAUUUAAUGGAACCCUUCCAAAUUCAUUGUCAAACCUCACACACCUCAGUUACUUGGAUCUGUCAUCUAACAAAUUCACUGGUCCUAUUCCCUUCUUAGACGUUAAAAGAUUGCGGAAUCUUGUCACUAUUUACUUAAUUAACAAUUCUAUGAACGGUAUCAUCCCUUCCUUCCUAUUUAGACUCCCAUUAUUACAAGAGCUUCGGCUUUCAUUCAACCAAUUUAGUAUAUUAGAAGAAUUCACAAUCAUGUCUUCCUCAUUGAACAUUCUUGAUUUAAGCAGCAAUGAUUUAUCAGGGCCUUUUCCAAUAUCCAUUGUUCAGCUCGGUUCACUUUAUUCACUUGACCUUUCGUCUAACAAGUUUAAUGAAUCCCUCCAACUAGAUAAACUUUUUGAGCUCAAAAACUUAACUAGUUUAUACCUUUCAUACAACAACUUAUCAAUAAUCAAUGGAAAAGGUUCAAAUGUUGAUCUGUCUACGAUUCCCAACUUUGACGUUCUAAGAUUGGCAUCCUGCAACUUGAAAACUAUCCCUAGUUUCUUGAUAAACCAAUCCAGAUUGACCAUUCUAGACCUUUCAGAUAACCAGAUUCAUGGAAUAGUACCAAAUUGGAUUUGGAAACUACCAUAUCUUCAAGUCCUUAAUAUUUCUCACAAUUCUUUUAUCGACUUGGAAGGACCUAUGCAAAAUCUUACUUCCAUUUGGAUAUUAGACCUUCAUAACAACCAACUUCAGGGGUCAAUACCAGUUUUUUCUAAAUCUUCUGAUUAUUUGGAUUACUCAACAAACAAAUUUUCAGUUAUCUCACAAGAUAUUGGCAAUUACCUGUCUUCCACAAAGUUUCUAUCUCUUUCAAAUAAUAAUUUACAAGGAAACAUCCCUCAUUCCCUCUGCAGAGCUUCAAAUAUUCAAGUGCUUGAUAUUUCCUUCAACAACAUUUCUGGAACAAUUCCUCCAUGUUUAAUGACAAUGACUCGUAUCCUUGAGGCAUUAAAUUUAAGAAAGAACAAUCUCACCGGCCCCAUACCAGAUAUGUUUCCACCAUCUUGUGCCUUAAGGACUUUGAACUUCCAUGAAAAUCUCUUACAUGGGCCAAUUCCCAAGUCUCUCUCCCAUUGCUCAUCAUUAAAGGUAUUGGAUAUUGGAUCAAAUCAAAUUGUUGGUGGUUAUCCAUGCUUCGUGAAGAAUAUACCAACACUUAGUGUAUUGGUUUUGCGGAACAACAAACUUCAUGGUUCCUUAGAAUGUUCACAUUCACUAGAAAAUAAGCCGUGGAAAAUGAUUCAAAUUGUCGACAUUGCUUUCAACAAUUUCAAUGGAAAACUACUUGAAAAGUAUUUCAAAUGGGAACGAUUUAUGCAUGAUGAAAAUAAUGUUCGAUCAGACUUUAUCCAUUCUCAGGCGAACGAGGAAUCAUAUUAUCAGGAUAGUGUGACAAUUUCCAAUAAAGGUCAACAAAUGGAGUUGAUUAAGAUUCUAACAAUCUUCACAGCCAUUGAUUUAUCAUCCAAUCAUUUUGAAGGUAAAAUACCAGAAGCGACGAUGAACUUCAAAGCACUUCAUGUUCUCAACUUUUCAAACAAUUGUCUCUCAGGUGAAAUCCCAUCUUCUAUUGGAAACUUGAAACAGUUGGAGUCAUUAGACCUCUCAAAUAACUCUUUGAUUGGUGAAAUUCCCAUGCAACUUGCAAGUCUGUCAUUCCUUUCUUACUUGAACCUCUCAUUCAAUCAUUUCGCGGGGAAGAUUCCAACAGGCACUCAACUUCAGUCAUUUGACGAUUCUUCCUUUAAAGGAAACGACGGAUUAUAUGGACCUCUGUUGACUAGAAAAGCAUAUGAUAAAAAGCAGGAAUUGCAUCCACAGCCAGCAUGUAGAAGUAGAAAGUUAUCUUGUUUAAUUGAUUGGAAUUUUUUAAGUGUGGAACUAGGAUUUAUUUUUGGGCUUGGAAGUGUUAUUGGUCCCAUCAUGUUUUGGAAGCAAUGGAGGGUAGGUUAUUGGAAACUCAUGGACAAAAUUCUUUGCUGGAUAUUCCCUUGGAUGCAUUUUGAAUAUGUAAAACAAGGAGGACAAACUUACACAGUUUUAAGGUGGUAGUAGCAUUAGUUACUAAUGAGUGUACCAGAAUAAAUUCAGAAGUGUGUAUCUUGCAAUCUAUUAUACUAAUGUUUACUCAGAACUACAAUCAUGCACUAUAAAUCCUUCAUACAUAUGUAAUCUACAAUUAAAUAAUCAAGGAAA
Medicago truncatula (barrel medic) is the source of this 3267-nucleotide messenger RNA. RefSeq names its product receptor-like protein 7. Lineage: Eukaryota; Viridiplantae; Streptophyta; Magnoliopsida; Fabales; Fabaceae. Bases 4 to 3123 code for a protein of 1039 amino acids. The transcript has a single exon. The record is from RefSeq and is a predicted model, not a curated record. Gene Ontology annotation, molecular function: protein binding.